Molecule: messenger RNA, 873 nt
Organism: Penicillium verrucosum
Lineage: Eukaryota; Fungi; Ascomycota; Eurotiomycetes; Eurotiales; Aspergillaceae
Product: HPP family protein
Exons: 2
Coding region: 1-873 (290 amino acids)
Source: RefSeq, a predicted model, not a curated record
AUGGCACCAUCUCCCCCACAUGCACCGGUAACGCUAUCCCGCCCGACGACCUGGAAUUUCGAUAUCGAUCGGUAUCUGAAUCCGUUUGUGCCAGCACCACGAUGGCAUCUCAUACCAAGACCGAUUGCACAUAUGCUUGGAUACCGGGACAAACCUCCCAAACCAAUAGGCAAUAUCUUGAUCGCGUUGUGGUCGAUAGUUGGGGCGUUUUGUGGCGUGGCCUUGGUGGCAUCUGUUUCGAAACGGGUUCCUUCUUUUGAAGCGCGUGAUGCGACGGCGAUUGUUGGCAGUUUUGGUGCAGCGGCAGUUAUUGAAUUCGGAGCGAUCGAGUCGCCUUUCGCACAACCACGUAAUGCAAUCCUGAGCCAGGUCAUUGCCUGUUUCUUUGGUGUCGGGAUAUCGAAGUUGUUCGCCUUAGAUCCUCGUGCUGAAGCGUAUACUGAGCUUGGGGGUGCUCUUGCUUGUGCUCUUACCACGGCCGUCAUGCUUCUCACCAAUACUACACACCCGCCGGCGGGUGCAACUGCUCUCCUGGCAGUGACACACUCUGAGACUGUUGCUUUGGGCUGGUUUCUGUUCCCAGUCAUGUUGCUUGGAGUCAUGCUUAUGCAGGCUGCGGCUGUGGUAAUCAACAAUAUCCAGCGUCGGUAUCCGUUGUACUGGUGGACGUCACAUCCUCUAUCGCCAUCUCGAGGGAAUAUUGAAAAUGCUACCCACAAGGAAACAACUAGUGUUCCUAGUCAUUAUGAGGAUAGUCUGACUGAUGCCCCUCGUCGGUUGAUUGUAGAACAUGGUGAUAUUUCGGUGCCUAAUGGGAUAUUGCUUUCGGCGGAGGAGCAAGAAGUGUUGCUGAAGAUUAGUGAAAGACUUUAA